Messenger RNA from Microsporum canis CBS 113480, 1395 nucleotides. RefSeq names its product dihydrolipoamide succinyltransferase. NCBI's taxonomy places the organism in Eukaryota, Fungi, Ascomycota, Eurotiomycetes, Onygenales, Arthrodermataceae. Gene Ontology annotation, cellular component: oxoglutarate dehydrogenase complex. Bases 1 to 1395 code for a protein of 464 amino acids. The record is from RefSeq and is a predicted model, not a curated record. Gene Ontology annotation, biological process: tricarboxylic acid cycle. Gene Ontology annotation, molecular function: dihydrolipoyllysine-residue succinyltransferase activity. The transcript is spliced from 9 exons.
AUGGCAUCAAGGAGAAUAUCCCAAUUGGCCGGUGCCUUGCGCCAGACGCCAGCCGUCGUCCGUCCCCAGAGCUGUCGCUGCUUCUCGUCCAUACGCACCGCCAGCAGACCAGCCUCCCUCGCCUCUACUUCGUCUCUCUACCGUCUUGACUCGCUGCGGUCACAAUAUGUCCUCCCUCGAUCUAUCGGCCAGAUACGCACAUACGCCGAUGCCAUGGUAAAGGUGCCCCAGAUGGCCGAGUCUAUCUCAGAGGGAACCCUCAAGCAGUUCUCCAAGGAGAUCGGUGACUACGUCGAGCAGGACGAGGAGCUGGCCACCAUUGAAACCGACAAGAUCGACGUAACUGUCAAUGCUACCGAGGCUGGUAUCAUCCGUGAAUUCCUCGCUGCCGAAGAAGACACCGUCACCGUCGGCCAGGAUCUCGUCCGCCUCGAGCUCGGUGCCGCUCCAGAGGGCGCAAAGGCUGAGAAGGCCGAGAAGCCUGCUGAAUCCGAACAGCCCAAGGAGGAGUCCAAGCCAGAGCAGCCCAAGGAACAGCCGAAGAAGGAGGAGGCUCCUGCUCCUACGUCUACUCCGGCCAAGUCUGAGUCUGCUCCAGCACCGUCCGCCUCCAAGAAGGAGAAGGCCGCUGCUCCAGAGCCUGCUGCUGCCAAAGCCACUCCCGGAAACAGAGAUGAGCGCAGGGUGAAAAUGAACCGCAUGCGCCUGCGUAUUGCCGAGCGUCUCAAGCAGUCCCAGAACACCGCCGCCUCCCUCACCACCUUCAACGAAGUCGACAUGUCCUCGCUCAUGGAAUUCCGCAAGCUCUACAAGGAUGACAUCCUCAAGAAGACGGGCGUUAAGCUCGGAUUCAUGAGCGCCUUCUCCCGCGCCUGCGUGCUCGCCAUGAAGGACGUGCCCGCCGUCAAUGCCUCCAUCGAGGGCCCCAACGGUGGUGACACCAUCGUCUACCGGGACUACGUCGAUAUCAGUGUUGCCGUCGCCACUGAGAAGGGUCUGGUCACCCCCGUCGUCCGCAACGUCGAGACCAUGGGGCUCGCCCGCGACAACAAGUUGACCAUUGAGGAUAUGGCCGGCGGUACUUUCACUAUCAGCAACGGAGGUGUCUUUGGCUCUCUCAUGGGAACUCCCAUCAUCAACCUGCCACAGACCGGUGUCCUCGGCCUACACGCCAUCAAGGACAAGCCCGUCGUCGUCAACGGCAAGAUCGAAAUCAGACCCACUCCCUCGACGGAAGGGAGGCCGUCACCUUCUUGGUCAAGGUCAAAGAAUACAUCGAAGACCCUCGCCGCAUGCUCCUCGGCUAAACCGAGACCAUCCUUCACACCUCUACCCUCACCCAACCCAUCCUCCCGUGCAUAUCAUCAUCCUAUAUCCACCGACUUCAACCUGUAA